AUGGGCUUCAAAGUUUCCCUUACAAAGAUGCAAACCUUGCCCUGUCAUGGAGAGCCCAUUACCUAUAGCGGACCACACUACGACGGAGCGAAAGAAGCAAAGGAAUUCGACGAGACCAAAGACGGAGUCAAAGGCCUUGUAGACUCGGGCGUGACCAAGGUCCCCAGGCUCUUCAUACACCCACCCCAGAAUCUGCGCGACUUGUCCCCCGACACUGAUGGGGCUGCCGCCGGCCUCGAGAUGAUCAACCACGGAAUCCCGGACGAUGUGAUGGAUGGCAUGCUGGAAGCUGUCAAGCAGUUCCACGAGCAGCCUGAGGGCGUGAAGAGAGAGUGGUACUCAGGAGAUGAUGCAAAGAAAUUUAGGUACCACAGCAAUGGAGACUUGUUUAGGUCCAAAGCAGCAACUUGGAAGGACACCGUGUAUUUUGAUUUCUCGCACUAUCUUGGUGACAUUGGAUGGAUGGAAUCCAAGAGAAUAGCAGGCCAUUACUACCCAACUUGCCCUGAGCCAGAGCUGACUAUAGGCACAAUCAAUCACUCAGAUGCCUCAUUUCUCACUCUUCUCCUCCAAAAUCACCAUGGUGGCCUCCAAGUCCGCCACCAAAACCAGUGGAUUGAUGUGUACCCAGUGCCUGGAGCAAUCCUAGCCAACAUCGGAGACUCCAUGCAGCUUGUUAGCAACGACAAGUUCAAGAGCGUAGAGCACCGGGUCCUUUGCCAGGGGGGCCGGCCCCUGGGUGUCAGUCGCAUGCUUCCUCGUACCAGGAGAGACGCAGAAGUCGAAGCCGUAUGGGCCAAUAAAGGAGUUUCUCGAUGA
Eucalyptus grandis is the source of this 819-nucleotide messenger RNA. RefSeq names its product 1-aminocyclopropane-1-carboxylate oxidase homolog 1-like. Lineage: Eukaryota; Viridiplantae; Streptophyta; Magnoliopsida; Myrtales; Myrtaceae. The transcript has 4 exons. The record is from RefSeq and is a predicted model, not a curated record. The coding region runs from base 1 to 819 and encodes 272 amino acids.